Messenger RNA from Aspergillus puulaauensis, 1035 nucleotides. RefSeq lists its product as uncharacterized. The record is from RefSeq and is a predicted model, not a curated record. The transcript is spliced from 3 exons. The coding region runs from base 1 to 1035 and encodes 344 amino acids. NCBI's taxonomy places the organism in Eukaryota, Fungi, Ascomycota, Eurotiomycetes, Eurotiales, Aspergillaceae.
AUGGACAUCACGCAGGAAGGAAAUAUAGAGGAUCUAGACGAGGCAGACCAGCUCCCCGUCAAGGACCCCAGAAACGACGCCAACCCGAUAUGUUAUAUCUGCAGCGCCGACAUGACCGAAUUCGACGGCAGAACGAAGCUCAUGACGGGAAUAUAUUACGCUGAGUCUGUACAUCCCCACAGUUGGAAUCCGGAGGGUGGUGGGUGGUGUCGCUUUUAUCGCAUGAUCCUCUUCCACCCACGGAAACGUAUAUGUCGCCUGUCUGGCGUAUCAUAUUUCAGCAAUAAGGACCUUGGCUUUCAUACGCGCCAGGCGCCGUGGGACGAGGAUGACCUGAUCAUAAGAUCCGAAAGCAAUCCAGACAUGCAUGAAGAGCUCCUAGUAACGGCACUGCAGCAUGAGGCGCAGGACCACUCUGCCCCGGAUAGGCUGACAUGUUUUAUGAUGCAUGCUCGAUGCUGGCAAGUACUUCGCAGGCACAAGGCUUGGACAUUAUCUGGGGGCGACAUCAAGAUCAUACUAAAGGCGCUACGUCGCCAGAGUGCCCGGGACUGGAACGAUUCACUAUACAGUGCUGACGAGUUUAUGGCCUUACUUCCGGAGAAAAGCCUCCAGAUUCUUUACAAGGACAUGGACCCUUUUUAUUGUCCUCGUGCACAGGAGAUUAUCCGACAAGCUCGGCGCAGGACAAAACGAAGGUUUCAAGUUAUACGAUACGACCAAAAGAAGACGUACUUGGAUCGUCUUCCACCAGAAAUCUUACGGCUGACCACAGAUCUGCUCCCUUCCGCGGACGUUGCAGCAGUCCAGAAGGCAAUAGGAUCUUACUUGGGCGAUGGGUAUUGGCGCUCGAGAAUCCCAGAUCUUUUCCACGAAGCUCAAGAUUUAUCUAGUGAGACCUUGGACUGGGAGUAUCUAUGCUUUGAGCUGGAGCGGCUCGAAUGUGAGCGGAACAUGCAAUUAGCUGGUCGGCGAUACGUUCGUCAACAUUUGGAUGUGAUUGCUCGCUUUGUCUCUGAUAUAAUACAUGCCUAA